UUUUCGUCCUCCCAUUCCUUCCCCCUGCGGCUCCACUCGCACCAACUCCAUCCCCAAGAACAGGACUGGGUCGGCCGCUCCACUCCACUCGAUCCUAUCCAAUUCCAUCGACGCGGUUCUCAGCUCGACAACUCCCCCGCUUUGAUCCGAUCCGAUCGGCCUCAACCAUGGCGGAGAGCGUGCAGCAGCAGCGGCUGGCGACGCCGUCGGCCCCGGCGGAGGACGAGGUCGACGUGGACGCCGACGGCACGACUUUCCGCGACAUCCACCCGUCCCCGGCCCCGCCGCCGCCGCUGCGCCAGCCUUCCUGGGACGCGGCCAGCCAGCGCUCGCUCUCCUCCUACUCGGACGAGCAGUUCAUGGCCACCAUGAGCCGCGAGUUCACCGCCAUGGUGGACGCGGGGGACACCUACUACUCCGCCUCCGCCGGGGGCGCCAGCAACAGCAGCGACCUGCAGCUCGCGCGCAUCGGCGAGCACGAGCCGCCGUCGGCGGAGAGGAACCCGCUGGCCAUCGUGACGACGGAGGAGGAAGACACCACCAGCUGCCCGCCGCCUGCGCCUGCGCCUGCGGCAGCGACGUCGACGGAGGUGGUGGAGGUGCGGCAGGUGAAGAAGGAGGAGGCGGAGGCGAAGGUGGCGGCGUGGCAGGCGGAGGAGGUGGCCAAGGUCAACAACAAGUUCAAGCGGGAGGAGGUCGUCAUCAACGGCUGGGAGACCCAGCAGAUCCAAAAGGCCACCGCCCACCUCAACAAGAUCGAGAGGAAGCUGGAGGAGGAGCGGGCCAAGGCGAUGGAGAAAGCGCAGAACGAAGUGGCCCGGGCGCGGCGGAAGGCGGAGGAGAGGCGGGCGUCGGCGGAAGCGGCGCGCGGGACCAAGACGGCCAAGGUCAUGGAGCUCGCCAACUUCAUGAAGGCCGUCGGCAGGGUGCCCACCAAGCGAUCCUUCUUCUCCUUCUCCUAGCCAUGCCCAUGCAUCCCAGUCUUCUUCUCCAUCAAGAACCAUCAAUUUUCCUUUCCCUUUCCCCCCCUCGAUUUUAUCUAUAUAUGCAUGCCCAAGAUGUGUGUUUACUGAAUCCAUGGAUCGUAAUUGUACAGCGUUUAUAAGGAUACUUUUUCUUUUUCUUUUGCUGGCUUGUACCAUCUUGUAAUCGUAUAUUGGUAUUGUAAGAACAUUUUGAGACUUACUCCGUAGUCAUUAGCAAUGUACCUAUAAUACCUUACUAGUAGCAA
Messenger RNA from Brachypodium distachyon (stiff brome), 1231 nucleotides. RefSeq names its product remorin 4.1. The transcript has 2 exons. Lineage: Eukaryota; Viridiplantae; Streptophyta; Magnoliopsida; Poales; Poaceae. The coding region runs from base 168 to 962 and encodes 264 amino acids. The record is from RefSeq and is a predicted model, not a curated record.